Molecule: messenger RNA, 708 nt
Organism: Ostreobium quekettii
Lineage: Eukaryota; Viridiplantae; Chlorophyta; Ulvophyceae; Bryopsidales; Ostreobiaceae
Source: the annotation of a GenBank genome assembly
AUGGCCGGUCCCGCGGCCUCCUCCUCGGCCGCCUCCCACGAGUGGGACGCCUGCCGCCGCGACGCCCGCAAGCUGGAGGGCGAGGUGGACAUGAAGCUGGGGGCGUACGCCAAGCUGUGCGCCACCUUCGACGGGUCACCCGCAGCCCACGGCCCACACGGAGGGCCGUCCACGGACCAGCUGCUCAGGGCCAAGGCGUCGGAAAUCGAAUCCCUGCUUCAGCGGCUCUCGGACGUCAACGAGAGGAUGGGAGGAUCGGUGCCAAGCGGCGACCACGGGCGGCUUCACACGCUCGCCAGGCACAGGGACAUUUUGCAGGAUUACGGGCAGGAGGUGCGCAGGCUGAACGCGUCAGUGGGGGCCGCCAGGGACAGGGCGGAGCUGAUGGCGAGGUCCGAGGAGGGGGCCCCCCACGUGAGCGUCCAGGUGCAGGGGGCGCUGCUGAGGGAGCGGAACACGAUCGCGUCGUCGACUGCGGCGAUUGACGAGGUGAUUGGGUCGGCGCACGCGGUGGAGGCGGAGCUGAAGGACCAGCGGCGGGUGUUCGAGGGGAUCGGGGACAGGCUGUACGCGCUGGGCUCGCGCUUCCCAGUGGUGAACGGCCUGCUGAGGGCCAUAGCGCGUAGGAAGUCCAGGGACACCAUCGUGCUGUCAGUGGUCGUGUCCGCGUGCAUCCUGGUGCUGCUGGUGUUCCUGUGGCGGCGGUGA